Molecule: messenger RNA, 966 nt
Organism: Drosophila kikkawai
Lineage: Eukaryota; Metazoa; Arthropoda; Insecta; Diptera; Drosophilidae
Source: RefSeq, a predicted model, not a curated record
AAAGCCACAAUGGUAACAUUAAUCUAUCGAUAAUGGCAAUUUCUUGUUCUUGUGGCGUCUAUUUCAAUUUGUGCUUUAUUAUUUGAAAAUAUCAUUUAAAAUGAAUCGCCGCAACAAGCGCACAUCCUUCAACCAACUUACCUUUUUCCUGGACACCAUGGAGGCGAAUCCGCGCCUGGCAGCCAACAAACUAAGUCGCGCCUGCGACGCCAAGAAGUGGAAAGAGAUGAGUGUCGAGCUGAACCAGUGCCCUGUGGGUCCCAAGUUGUCGGCCGAAGACUGGCGUAAGCGCCUGAAUGACUGGAAGAACACAACGCACUCCAAGUACCGACGCAGCGUCACUGCCGGCAACAGGACCAUGAACGCACAGGAAACCCGUUGUAUGCGUAUUUUCUUCGGGGAACCAUGUUCCCAAGAGCCUGUACAGUUCGAUGAGUAUCCGGACUACGAAGAGGAUCAGCCGGAAGAGCAGGAGUAUAUCGAAGAGGAGCCACAAGCACAGUACCAGGAACUGGAGCCAGAAGAGGAAAAUGCAGCCGCCAUGCUUAUCAGUAGAGCGGAGCAGAAUUCUGCCCAAAGAAUUAGACUGCAAAACCCCGAAUCAAUCAUCUAUGAAGUUGAGACUAUUCUGCCAACUAAUACCUCUGAGGAGGAAUCAGUUUUGUCCUUCGGCAAGGAAAUCCAACACCAGAUAAAACGCAUAUCCGACAUCCAUAAAGCCGCCCUGGACUUCAAGAUUGCCCGCUUCAAGUACAAAAAUCCGGGAUUCGAAUUCAAUUUGGGGAAUAUUUAGUAUAAGACAGUUGAAUACUAAAGCAUAUGUUAACUUUAAUGUGUAAGCAUCAUCUAGUGACCUGUUAAUUCUUCUAAGAAUGGGGUAAAAGUGGAGCCGCCCCUUAAGUAAAGUUUAUUACUAUGUACAGGUUGACCAAAACUCAGUUGAAAAAUAAAUAAUCAUUAUUUUUA